Messenger RNA from Thunnus maccoyii (southern bluefin tuna), 2590 nucleotides. Its product is annotated as 23 kDa integral membrane protein-like. NCBI's taxonomy places the organism in Eukaryota, Metazoa, Chordata, Actinopteri, Scombriformes, Scombridae. The transcript has 9 exons. Bases 87 to 800 code for a protein of 237 amino acids. Gene Ontology annotation, cellular component: membrane. The record is from RefSeq and is a predicted model, not a curated record.
ACACACCGCUGCACAUAUCACAUACACUGUGUUACAUACACACAGUUUCACUUCAUCUUCUGAGAACCAGUCACCAAAAGCUGAAAAUGGGGAAAAUUAACGGAUGCCUCAAAUGCCUUUUUAUCUUCUUCAACGUGUUGUUUGUCAUCCUCGGAUGUCUGCUGAUCUUCGGGGCGGUGAGGGCCUCCACCUACAGCGCUCAGAUGUCGGCGGUUGGGGGCCCCGGAGUCGGUUGGGUUUGGGUGUUUGCCAUCGGUAUCCUUGGCAUCUCCAUCCUGGGAAUCUACGCUGGCUGCUCUGAGAAAGACCUCAUCCUCAAAAUAUUUGCAGGCUUCAUGGCGGUUGGAAUGAUCAUCAUGCUGAUCUUUGGCAUCAUUAUCGCUGUCAUGAGAAACAAGACCAGAGACAACUUUCAGUCAGCCUCCGCUGAAUAUGCCAAGCCUUUAAUGGAGGACGAAGGAUUCAGAGCAACGCUUGACGGGCUCCAGCAAUCUGUCCAGUGCUGUGGAGUGGCGAGUGCCGAGGACUGGGGUAACGAAAUCCCUCAAUCCUGUGAGUGCACAGGAUAUGGAUGUAUAGCCAAACCUCAGGGAGUGAGAGGCCCAGAUAGAGUCUAUGGUCAGACCUGCAGUACCUUCAUCUUCAUGUUUUUAGACAUCUUCUUCAAGAUCUCCAUGGGCUUCUUCUUUGGUUUUGCUGUCACCGCACUGUUGGGACUUCUGGUCUCCUUCCUGAUGAUCCAUCAAGUCAAACGUCAUGACAGCUCCGGAGGGGCGUCCAUUGCCAUGAAGGGCUACUGAAGAAAACCCUCAACCCCCGACCUUAACCUCUGCACUGUAACAGGAGGACUCAGUGGUCAAAAUAUGACCUCUUCUCUUUACUUUUGUAUGACAUUUCUGCCUUUUAAGAGUGUGAUAGAGAAAGCAGGAGACAGAGGGACGAAGUGGCAUGGAAGAUUUCGUUUGGGAGAAAAACUGCUGCCUUGCAGCAAUUUAUUCUUUCAGCUUUCUAUUGUAGAAUAUAUUGCUUGAUUAGAAACAUUUAUUUUUUUGUGAAUCAUUAUAUCGCUUGUAUUAUUUGAUGGUAUGCAAUAUUAUAACAGUCUUCUAUAAAAGAAGCAGUUUCAAAGCUCAACCUUCUCCACAUCCGACUGGAGCUCUAUUAACCCAAGAAGAUCAUAAAAUCAGAGCUAUAGCCUAAAACUCGAGUGAUUUUAAAGCUACAGUAUAACAAUUUGGAAAAUCCUCUUUUCCAUCUCAUUCCUCGGUCACCAUAAAAUCGCAGUGAAGUGCCUGUGCAUCUUUGCAAAGUUGGUGGUGUGAAGCUUGGUGAUGUAAUGUCUACUCGUAAGGCUACUUUAUGAACUUGUGUAGCUUGUGAGCUGACCACUAACAUGCUAGGCAGCCAGGAACAUGCUAGCGCUACGCUGUCACAUUAGCUCUUCCAGCUAGCUGGAUUGCUAACUGUAGGCGAACAGAUCAAACCAUGUUUGCACACCAUGUCUCUUUUGUCGAGCAGUUUAUACUCCGGCAGAGGGUCUAAAUGAUGUGGAUGGUACAACACCGCUACAGUGCUAUUUCCCAGCUUCUCUGACUUUCUGUGCCCUCAAAAGUUCAGCACUGUCAAGAUUUGCUGUUGGUCAACAAGCAAAUUUGUGUGUGAAAGUGAAAUUCUUUGGAAUGUAGUUUUGCCCCUUAUUGUGCUGAUUUUUUUUAAGCUUAGCUUAGCACUGGGAGCAGAGGGAAACUGCUAGCCUAGCUCUAAUGCUGUCUUACAACACCAUGUGUUAAUAUUACUAUUCUGUUAAUUCAAUCAGAAUCUGCACUGAAAAUAACUUCUCACACAGAUCGGGAAACAAAACUUCUAGAUGUGAUUGGUCUUAGUAUUUCUGGAAACAUCCGCUAAAAGAUCAGAGAUGAAAACUCUUCUCAUUCCAGGCAUAUUUUUUAUUGCUCUUCAGUACUGUUAACAUUAAAAAUAAAAGAAAGAAAAAAAGUUCUUUUUAGCUCUGGGAUGUGGUCAGUAAUCUGGACGUGAGUUUUAGAAACAUGAAAUUAAGAAAUAAAAUUUAUGACCUUCUCUGAUCAAAUUCAUCCAGUCUGAGGAGCAGUUAAGUUUCACCUGUAUGUGGGUUUAAACAAAAUGUAAGACAGUUAAUUUGCUUUUUCUUAAAAGACUAUGGGUAUUUCUAUAGUCACCCAGAUAGUAUGAAGAUAAAAAUAGAGCAGUCCAUCCACUGGACUUCAAAAAGUUGUUUUUUUUUUCAAAAAUUUAUCUAAUAAAAUGCAUCCUGAGGGAGGCAGAUAAUGUUGGUAAAUCCCAGCAACAUUUGCAGCACUGAGACCAAAAAUCAGAACAUGUCUCAUUAGUGUUUUUACAAAUGUAAAAGCCGUAAGAUUACAUGCAGACUUUCACUGAGGACAAAGUCGUGUGACAAACCAAAAACUAACAGCUCAGGGUUGAAUACCCCUCUACCGGUAAAAAAGGGACCAGGAUUAAAAAAGGAAGACAAAUACUGUAGCAAGAAGUGUUUUAUUGUGAAAUCUGCAAUCAUAUCAUGUCAGAAUAAAGUGUAGAGGCCGAAAAUCCA